Molecule: messenger RNA, 2136 nt
Organism: Triticum turgidum subsp. durum (durum wheat)
Lineage: Eukaryota; Viridiplantae; Streptophyta; Magnoliopsida; Poales; Poaceae
Source: the annotation of a GenBank genome assembly
AUGGAUCGCGAAACUAUUACCUCACAAAAAGUACUGGAGCGUAUUCUAUUUGAUGAAAGCGCAGAACCAAAGGCCCUACCGUUAUCACUUCUGGCACACAUCACCAGCAAUUUUUCUGAUGACAAAGAAAUUGGCUGUGGUGGCUUUGCAAGGGUUUACAGGGGAAUGCUUGACAGUGGCACGGUUGCUGUGAAGAAGCUUCACGAUUUGGUUGAUAUGGAUGAGAAGAAAUUCAGCGAAGAAAUUCAUUGUCUGAUGAAGGCAAAGCACAAAAAUAUAGUACGGUUCCUAGGAUAUUGUUCUGACACACAAGGGGAAAUGGUAGUCUGUGAGGGAAAACUUGUCUUAGCAGAUGUACGACAAAGGCUACUCUGCUUUGAAUAUCUACCUAAAGGCAGUCUAGAUAAGCAAAUCACUGAUGUAUCUUGUGGACUUGAAUGGAGAAAGCGCUAUCAAAUCAUCAAUGGAAUUUGUGAUGGUUUAUAUUAUCUUCACCAAAAUCACAUCGUUCACUUGGAUCUUAAACCGGCAAAUAUACUGCUAGAUGAUAACAUGUUGCCGAAAAUUGGUGAUUUUGGUCUAUCAAGGUGCUUUGGUGAAAAGCAAAGCCAGGCUAUUACAUCAAAACUAAUUGGAACUAUGGGAUAUUUGGCACCAGAAUUUUAUACGCGCAGACAGAUCACAUUCAAGUUAGACAUUUAUAGUCUUGGUAUGAUAAUCAUAGAGAUACUAACAGGAGACAGGGGAUAUGCUGAUAUUGAUAAUAUACUUGAGAGGUGGAGAAGUAGGUUGGAGAAAUCUCAGGGAGACAAACAACUGGUACAAGUACGAGUAUGCGCUGAGAUAGCGAUCGAGUGCGCUGACUUUAACCCGGCGAAACGACCAGAUACUCAGCAUAUAAUUGAUAGGCUUGGCGCAACAAGAAAUGCGGAUGAGUUCGCUACUGAAACUGGGGCGAGUAGUAGUUCAUCAGUAGCAAAGUCAGCAGUUGUGGCCCCUGGUCCCACAAUUGGUCCAGAGAAUCCAAUGGCUAAUGAGUUAAAGAAGUUGACAGAUGGACUAUAUGAUAUGACAAAAAACCAGCGUUUCAGUUUGAUGCCCGAUGAUAGCUCUAAUGUGCAGCAAGAAACUGACAUACAGGAAACAUCAUCAGAUGUGGAAGAAUCACUAAUCAUCGAGAGGACUGAAGAAAGAGAUAACAUGGUAGCUACUUUAUCUGGGAGUAUCUCACCUGAGUUCACCGUCCUUCCAAUAUAUGGCUUUGGAGGUAUUGGUAAGACAACGCUGGCCCAACUAGUUUUCGAUGAUGCUCAGUUUGCAGGUUACUUUAAGGUUUGGGUCUAUGUGUCCCAAAAUCUUGUCCUGAAUAAAAUUGGCAACUCUAUAAUAUCACAGCUAUCAGAGGAGAGCCAUGUAGCUGAAAGGCAGAUGAUACAUAUUAAACUCAGAGAGCUACUUGCUGGUAAGAAGGUUCUUAUUGUCUUAGAUGACGUGUGGGAGAAGAAUCCAGAUACACUAAAUUCUCUCAUGGCUAUGUUAAGAGUUGGUGUGGACAGUAUGGUGACAGUUAUUGUAACCACAAGAGAUGAAGCAGUUGCAAGGGAAAUUUGUCAUACAGUUGAACCAUACGAGCUAGAGACUUUAACAGAUAAAAUCUGCUGGAAAAUAAUAAAACAGAAAACUGCCUUUAACGAUCGAGUUGACAAAAAACGAUUGAAGCAUAUAGGAAGGGAGAUUGCAACCAAAUGUGGAGGUGUGGCCUUAGCGGCUCAAUCACUUGGAUACACGCUGAAGGGGAAGACGCCUGAUGAGUGGGAGUCAGUAAGAGACCAUUAUAUCUGGAAUGUAUCUAUUUUGGAGGAAUCAUCGUCAAGAGAUCAUGAAGUGCUUGCGUCCAUGCUGAUAAGCUAUAGUCAUAUGCCUGAAUGCUUGAGGUCAUGCUUUACCUAUUGUGCAGUGUUUCCAAAAGGUCAUAAUAUAGUGAAGUAUGAUCUAAUUCACCAAUGGAUAGCUCUUGGAUUCACUGAGCGGUCUAGGAUAUUUGACUCUAUGCAGCUCUGCGAGAAAUAUGUCGUGCAACUUUUGGGGAUGUCCUUCCUUCAGUAUUCAAAGACACCUAUGAGUGAUAGAUGGUGA